Molecule: messenger RNA, 1659 nt
Organism: Fulmarus glacialis (Northern fulmar)
Lineage: Eukaryota; Metazoa; Chordata; Aves; Procellariiformes; Procellariidae
Gene: SOX30
Product: SRY (sex determining region Y)-box 30
Exons: 5
Biological process (GO): regulation of transcription by RNA polymerase II
Cellular component (GO): nucleus
Molecular function (GO): sequence-specific double-stranded DNA binding; DNA-binding transcription factor activity, RNA polymerase II-specific
Source: RefSeq, a predicted model, not a curated record
AAUGGGAAGGAGCCCUGGAGAGGAGCCGCUGUCAAAGUGGAGCCGCCCGACGUCGCCUUUGAGGCCUGCAGGGUGAAGAUGGAAAAGGACGAUGCCCCCGCUGGCUCCCUGUGUGGGCCUGCUCAUGCCAGCACCGAUGACCGCAAGGCGCAGCUGUGUGAGGGGUUUGGGAUCCUCCCCGAAGAUCUGAAGAUCCCAGUUGUGUUUCACCCCUUACCUCCAGGGACCCGCAUACAGAUCCAAGGCCCUCUGCCGACAGAGCUGAUCCAUGUGACUAAAGUGCCGGUGAAACAAGUGCCGCUUAAAAUGCAGUCUUUACUGGAGCCUUCAGUAAAGAUUGAAACUAAAAAUGUUCCCCUCACAGUACUGCCCUCUGAUUCAGGUAUGCCAGAUACUCCAUUUAGCAGGGACAAAAGUGGCCAUGUAAAGCGUCCAAUGAACGCAUUUAUGGUGUGGGCUAGGAUUCAUCGUCCCGCCCUAGCAAAAGCUAACCCAGCUGCCAACAAUGCAGAAAUCAGUGUUCAACUUGGAUUGGAGUGGAGCAAACUGACUGAAGAGCAGAAGCAGCCCUAUUAUGAUGAAGCUCAGAAAAUAAAACAAAGGCACAGAGAGGAAUUUCCUGGUUGGGUUUAUCAACCACGACCAAGCAAAAGGAAGCUGCCUGUCUCCGCUGUGUUUUCCGGCGCUUCUCAGAGUAUCAUCGCUACAAACCCAGCUGGCAUUUGUCCCUUCCAGUCACCUGCUUACUCUGUUGUCAUCCCCAAUGUUAAGAACAGUAUUGGACAUCCAGUCUGUGAGUCUCCUUCUGCCAUCCGUCUGCCGGCUCCUUCCAUUCAACAUGCUGGUCCAAUUACUCUUUUCCAGACUACUAAUGCAAGCACCGCAUCAGUGGCUGUUCCAGCUCCAACCCUGCCCCUGCGCCCUGUGAUUUCACCACAGCACUUUGCUGAAUCUGCUCAGACAGAAGCUCUUGAUGUAUCAUCUGGGCUCAAUUGCUCUCUGAAGAGACCUACACCAGUUUUCAUUGAGAGCUUCAGCAGAAACCCAAGUAACAUAACCACCAGUAAUGGCAGAUUUUCUGUCUCUAAUAGUGAGCCCCCAAAGGAGUACCCAGGGCUUUCUAUUUUUCCCAGAGGUAUAUCUCUUCCCCAAGCUACCCCUUUUCUUCACUCACAUCUCUAUGAGUCUCCUCCCAUUGGUCAGCCAGCCAGUCUGUUUGGAAUACCUCCUCGGUUUUCAUUUCACCACCCUUACUUUGCACCCGGACCUCACUAUUUCCCCUCAAGCACAUGUCCAUUCAGCCGACCUCCAUUUGGCUGUGGGAAUUUCUCCAGAUCAGUGCCUGAAUGCCUUGGCUUUUAUGAAGACAGGUACCAAAGACAGGAGGUGAUGUUUUCAGCUCUGAAUGGAGACUAUCCUUUCAAGGAAUACCCAGAAGAAAGUAUACGUGAGGACCACCGCAGCUGUGAGAGCCUUGAAGUAGUGUCCUGUCACAACAGCUGCAACGAGGAGCGGUAUUUAAGCCCCCUACCACAGCUGGAUGUGGGAGCAUUGGAGGAGGUUUUGUCAGCCACCCCAUCUACUCCCUCCAGCAUCCACCUAGUUAAUGUAACUGACAGUGAUGAGGAAGAAGAAGUAAAGUUGUUGCGAGAAUUGUAA